AUGUACGAGACGCUGCCCCUGGUUGGGCACAGUCUGGCAAUCUUCGUAGUGGCGGCGGUGAUGGUCGGUUUCUCCAUCGUCGCCGUCUUCCUGCGCUGUUUUGUCCGGGUCUACCUCGUACGCGCAUUCGGCUGGGACGACGCAUUGAUGUUGACGGCGCUGGCGCUAUUUAUCGCACUGUGCGCUCUGUGCAUGCUCGCACCUGCUGCGGGCGUGGGCCAUAAGGUCUCCGACUUCAUGAGUCUGGAUCAGCUGCAGAGGGCGUUGAAGUUAUGGUGGCUGGGCCAGAUGCUCUAUCUGUGGGCAUCCGCCGUUGCGAAGAUCGCCAUCGCCCUGGCCCUGCUCCGACUCGCCGUUCGCCGUCUGCAUCGAUUCAUCCUCUGGACAAUCUGCGCCGUCGUCGUUGUCAUAGGGCUGGUGUUCUGGCUCGUCCUGUUGUUUGACUGCUGGCCAGUCGAGUAUUUCUGGGAACAGACAGAUAUCCGCAAGCAGGGCAAAUGCAUAUCCACAGAAAUCCUGCUCAUAAUUGCAUACUGCUAUAGCUCGCUGACGAUCGUCUGUGACAUUAUGCUCGGCAUUCUGCCAGCGUGUCUGAUCUGGAGUCUGCAGAUGAGCCGGCGGACAAAGCUUGCAUUGGUGGGAGUUCUUAGCUUGGGCGCAAUCGCGAGUGUCGCCGUCGUCAUCAGAUUGCCCUAUCUCGAAAACUACGCAGACCCGGAUUUCCUCUACUCGACCUACCAAAUCGCCAUCUGGUCGGUCGUCGAGACUGGCCUCGCUAUCAUCGCCGGCAGCCUCAUCACCCUCCGUCCCUUAUUCCGCUGGUUCCUCGACGGGAGCUCCUCGUACAAACACCAACACACGCCCCAACAGAAGACGAACAAGAAGUACGUCCUGUCAACGUUGACUGCGAACGCCUCCAUGCCUGGCAUCGAGGACCCAAAAUACUGGCGACCCGAUCUCGGGGAAGAUCCACACACCGUAGUGACCUCAAUCAUGGCGCCGCUGGGACGGAGCAUGGAUGACAAUAGCACGGUGGCUCUGAGCCCUAUACUGCCGCCGCCGAGGAAGAUCUCGGUUUGCGUGCACCAGACGUUCGCCGUGUAUAAAGACCCGUCGAGUCCGGUUGCUUCGAGCUUUGGGUGCCCAGGCCAGUGCAGUCCAGCCCCGGUUCCAGCAUCAAUUCAAUCAGCAACUCCAUCAUUGAUUCCAACCCCGGCCCCAGCACAGGCACCGCGGUUAGAUAAUGGACGGCGGUAUAAUAGGGGUUAUGGUGCGGGCUAUGCGGGCUAUACGUACGAGUUCUGA
Messenger RNA from Aspergillus nidulans FGSC A4, 1305 nucleotides. RefSeq lists its product as uncharacterized. Bases 1 to 1305 code for a protein of 434 amino acids. The transcript is spliced from 5 exons. NCBI's taxonomy places the organism in Eukaryota, Fungi, Ascomycota, Eurotiomycetes, Eurotiales, Aspergillaceae. Gene Ontology annotation, cellular component: membrane. The record is from RefSeq and is a predicted model, not a curated record.